Molecule: messenger RNA, 434 nt
Organism: Euleptes europaea (tarantolino)
Lineage: Eukaryota; Metazoa; Chordata; Lepidosauria; Squamata; Sphaerodactylidae
Gene: RPA3
Product: replication protein A3
Exons: 4
Coding region: 27-386 (119 amino acids)
Biological process (GO): DNA replication; base-excision repair; mismatch repair
Cellular component (GO): DNA replication factor A complex; nucleus; site of double-strand break
Molecular function (GO): single-stranded DNA binding; damaged DNA binding
Source: RefSeq, a predicted model, not a curated record
GAAGCGCUGGGACUUUGACUCUGGGCAUGGCGGACGUUUUCGAAGGGCCUCGGCCUCGCAUAGCCACAAGUCACCUGGCGCAGCACAUCGGGAAGCCCGUCUGUUUUGUGGGGCGUGUGGAAAAGAUCCACCCAUCCGGGAAACUUUUCUUUCUGUCAGAUGGAGAUGGAAAAACUGCAACUAUUGAGCUGAAUGACCCUCUAGAUGAAGAGAUCUCAGGAGUCAUUGAAGUAGUGGGAAGAGUUACAAAUCAAGCAAACAUCAUGUGUGCGUCAUAUACCCAAUUCAGAGAGGAUAAAAGCAUGUUUGAUCUUCCACUAUAUAACGAAGCUCUGAAAAUUAUCCAUGAAUUUUCUGAGUACUACCCUUUUGGGGCUGAAGCAUGACUGAUGCUUUUUCUUACAGCUUUAGAGUGGACAAUUCUGUGAUAUUUA